GGUCCUCACAGAGAUCGGGGUGUUGUGAUUGGUCCUCACGCCCUAUCGUCAUCACAACAAGUCAAAGCGAAACUCACACCGAGCUCCGAAUGGAUCCUAAAAGCUGUCCUUGAUUACCUUCUUACAACUCAAGGAACACAAGGAGAGAAGCAUUCUCUGUGUGAUAAGCCAGGCUACGAACCAGCCCGGAACAAGACCUGGGACAGUACGUCGGAGGAGAGAGAAGAGGAGAGGAGAGAGUGAACAAGGAGGAUGGCGGGGUUCCUCGACAACUUCCGCUGGCCGGAGUGCAUCGACUGGGGGGAGAGGCGCAACACUGUGGCCUCCGUGGUCGCAGGAGUUCUGUUCUUUACCGGUUGGUGGGUGAUGAUUGACGCGGCGACCAUCUACACAACACAGGAGCAGAUGAACCACGCCUUCCACACGUGUGGCGUCUUCUCCACCAUCGCUUUCUUCAUGAUCAAUGCUGUGUCUAAUGGCCAGGUGAGGGGCGACACCUACGGAGAGGGCUGCUUCGGGAGGACGGGCGUCCGUCUCUGGCUCUUCAUGGGCUUCAUGGUGAUGUUCGGCUCCCUCAUCGGCGCCAUUUGGAUCCUGUUCGGCGCGUACGUGACACAGGGGAAGGAAGUGGCUCCGGGCCUGGCUGUGUUCUUCCAGAAUGCUUUCAUCUUCUUCAGCACUCUCAUCUUCAAGUUUGGCCGGACAGAAGAUCUGUGGGGUUAGGGUCCUUGCCCCACCCCCCCCCCCCAAUCUUCAUCUACUUUUUUUUUGCUUUAAUUUCAAAUGUUUCUUCACGUUUCUAAUCACGCUGUACGUGCCAGUUUUGAACCCUGAGCUGGACAGUGUUUAUUACAGAUGCCACAUCCUAAGGUCCCUUCAGGGUCCAGCAACAUCAAGGCUACAAUAAGGAACAUGAUUCAGCUUAUGCAUAAAUGCAUUUAUCUGAACAAUUAACUAAUUUUCGCUAUGACAUGGACACUAAAGGCUUAGUUAUGGUUCCACGUCUACUUUUUUUUCUCCGCGCAAGGGGGUUUACGGACCCAUUACGUCCUUGCGGACCCUCCUUGCGUCCGAUGCAGAACCAAAACAGGUUCAGGACCGCGUCGAAUCGUCUGUGUGGUCAUUGCGUUGCGUCGACGUGGAACCUUUACUAAGCCUUUAGGCUAACGUCGCUAUAUGUUAUAUACUGAGCUGUAUGCUGCUUACAUAGAGGAGCGGUGUGGUCCAUCUGGGUUUGGGUCUUUUUGUAAUUUCCUAAAUCUGUAUUCAGUCCACAAACUUAUCACAUUUAGGUGUUAUUUAUUCAGGGGAUCAAUAUGUAUUUAUCUACUUUCUGUCAAACGCACAGCUAGGAUCAUCGAAACUGUUGUUCUAAUUUUGGACCAAGCGUGUUGAUUCUUUGGUGCAAGAGGUUCCUUAAAUGGCCUGGGGUUGUUAAUGGUGAACUUGUCUAUUCAGAAUGCUGUAAUUAGAUGUAGUGUUCAGUAGAUUGUUAAUUGCUAAAGCCAUCAGGGACGGUGCCAUCAUUGUAGACACAAUGCGUAUCACAAAUGCUCCUCUGAUUGGCCAGAGGAUGACAGUUGCCAUAUAGACGUGGAGUAGACGUCCUGUCUGAGGCUGAUCUCAGUGGUCGUCAGUGCAGGACGAGUGUCGAUCCCAACCUACGCUUCAGAGCGUCUCCCCUCGCUACGCGCUCAGCCAUUCGAACACUUUUUUUGUUCCAGCAUCUGCUGCAAACUUUAUGUCGUCUUUCACUGUCCCGCAAUUCACUUCCAAUCACGCUUGUUUUCAUGGCGACUGCAUCACCUGUCCAACCCUUCCUCUCUGGGGAAAUCAGGCCUCUGUCCUCAACACUGGGCCGGUGGUCAUGGAGGCGUCUGUCGGGGAGCUGGAGAUGAACACGGACUGACCUGGAGCUCCCGGCCCUGACUGUUCGCUCCCUGGGGUCCAUCCCACUGCUUGGGAUGGGAAUUACUAAUAUCUAUUAUAAGUGCUGAAGAAUAUGCAUGGAUAAAAGGGAAAAUAAGCAACAGAGGUUCAUGUAUUAGUCCCCACCAGACUAGGAACCAGGUGGUGGUGGUGGAGAGGGCCAGGACUUAACAAUCCAUCCAUGUGACCUUCUAACCCUGGACCUCUGUAUCAAGGCUGUGGUGUGGAACAAUUAGCAAUCAAAGUUUCUUCCAUUUAUUUGCAAUCCUGAUACAUUCACCAUGACCACAGACAUGUCAACAUUAAGGGAUGGCCACGGGCCAGUUUGACCAGUUGACCUAGGCAGUGUUUUGAUGUGCUGCUUCACAUUUGAUACCGGCGAGAUAACAGCUGCUGUUCGGAGUGCUGAGGGUGUGAUGCCGAUCCGAAGGGAAGACCCUGACCCUGACCCUCAUUUUGUAUCCAAACCAAAUUACUUCUGAAUACUUUUAAACCAUUGUGAAUAAAAGUACACAUGCUCUAGUCAGUUAUUUUACUAUCAAGUUUUAUUUAAUAAAUUAUGUAAAUGGAUGUCAUACCAGUGC
Messenger RNA from Gadus chalcogrammus (walleye pollock), 2513 nucleotides. RefSeq names its product transmembrane protein 50B-like. The record is from RefSeq and is a predicted model, not a curated record. NCBI's taxonomy places the organism in Eukaryota, Metazoa, Chordata, Actinopteri, Gadiformes, Gadidae. Gene Ontology annotation, biological process: protein targeting to vacuole; late endosome to vacuole transport via multivesicular body sorting pathway. The transcript is spliced from 7 exons. The coding region runs from base 253 to 723 and encodes 156 amino acids.